AUCGCUAGGGGACACUAGUGUGUGAAACUUUUGAAGGGUGUGAGUAACUGCCACUGUGCGCCGCUCAAGAUGUUGCAGCAGCAGCCUCUCUCGGGCAAUGGGCCUUCCAACGGCCGGGGACUAGGCUUGAGCACUCACUCCGGUAUGCACGCACUAAACUCGGUCCAUCCAUCCUCUCAACAUCGCCAAGAUGGUGACCAAGGCCUCGAAGUCGCCGAAAAUGGUCAUGAAGCCAGAAGAGACAUUGGUGAUAUAUUGCAACAAAUAAUGACCAUCACCGACCAAAGUUUGGACGAAGCACAAGCAAAAAAACAUGCACUGAAUUGUCAUCGUAUGAAACCAGCUUUGUUCAGCGUCUUGUGCGAGAUCAAAGAAAAAACUGGCUUAUCAAUGAGAAAUGCUCAAGAGGAAGAGCCACAGGACCCUCAGCUGGUGCGAUUGGACAACAUGUUGCUGGCUGAGGGUGUGGCUGGCCCUGAGAAAGGGGGUGGGGCGGCGGCGGCGGUGUCUGCAGCCACCAGUUCCGGAGGGAUGUCACCCGACAGCUCACUGGAGCAUUCGGACUACAAAAGCAAGUUGAGCCAGAUUCGCAACAUCUAUCACACUGAACUGGAGAAAUAUGAGCAGGCAUGUAGCGAAUUCACCACCCAUGUGAUGAACCUGUUGAGGGAGCAGUCACGCACACGGCCCGUGUCGCCAAGGGAGAUCGAACGCAUGGUGGCCAUCAUCCACCGCAAGUUCAGCUCCAUCCAGACCCAGCUGAAACAGAGCACCUGUGAGGCCGUCAUGAUCCUGCGCUCGCGUUUCCUGGAUGCAAGGCGGAAGAGACGCAACUUCAGCAAGCAGGCGACAGAAGUCCUGAAUGAGUACUUCUACUCCCACCUGUCCAACCCCUACCCUAGUGAAGAGGCCAAAGAGGAACUAGCAAAACAGUGUAGCAUCACUGUUUCUCAGGUGUCCAACUGGUUUGGAAACAAGAGAAUCCGCUACAAGAAGAACAUUGGCAAGUUCCAGGAAGAGGCCAACAUCUACGCCAUGAAGACGGCCCUGGGUGCGCCACAGACCGACGACUCGCCGCACACUCCCAACUCCACAGCUGACAUCUUCCGCGGGGUUGCACCCAUGAAUGGAGAGCAAUCAACCUAUCAGAUGGGAGCACAGACUAAUGGGAAGUGGCCAGGAAGAAGCCCGCCCCCCUCUGCUACGUCCCCGGGAAGCGACCAGUCUGACAACUCGGACUGAUCCUCUUCCCCUCAACGACAGUUGACGGAAAGAUUGACAGCGGAAAAGAAUGAUAUCACUUUUUUUCCUCUUGGCUGCAGUUAUCGUUUCUGUAUGUGUUAGUACAUUUUUAUGUUAUUACUGUCAUGCUGUUGGUUGAAUGGGUUAAGAGUUGGAAUGUGAGUGUUUUUAUGUGCACUUGGAGUGUGUGUGUGUUUUGUUUGUGUACUUCUAUCUGUGGUUUUAGUAUUGGGAUCAUGGAUCAUGGGCUUUGUGUUCCACUACCUGGACUUGUUACUGCAUCACAUUGGUUGGUGGGCUUGGGCAACUGCAUUAUCAUUUUAUUGUUUUUAUGACACUUAUUAUUAUUAUUAUUAUUAUUAUUAUUAUUAUUGCUGUUUUAUUAGCAUUUAAAACAUAUGUAGUGUUUUUUAUGAUACAACAGAGAUGAAAUCAAGAAUGAGAGGGCAAUAGAGAAAAUCCAAAGAAUUUGUGUGUUACUCUUUUUUUUCUACUGGGCUUGUGUGUGUAUUUUAUGAAUGAGGCACGCUUGUGUCUGUGCUGUCCAUUUGAACUCUUUGAAUGAGUAUAUAAACAGUGCAGUCUUUUCUCUGUACAGUGAAACACCUGUAUUCUCUCUACCUCCUUUACAAUAAAGAAUCUGUAUUCACAAUCUUUA
Osmerus eperlanus (European smelt) is the source of this 1900-nucleotide messenger RNA. It is a transcript of the gene pbx2, whose product is annotated as pre-B-cell leukemia homeobox 2. The transcript has 8 exons. Gene Ontology annotation, cellular component: nucleus. NCBI's taxonomy places the organism in Eukaryota, Metazoa, Chordata, Actinopteri, Osmeriformes, Osmeridae. Gene Ontology annotation, molecular function: DNA-binding transcription factor activity, RNA polymerase II-specific; RNA polymerase II cis-regulatory region sequence-specific DNA binding. The coding region runs from base 70 to 1242 and encodes 390 amino acids. Gene Ontology annotation, biological process: regulation of transcription by RNA polymerase II; eye development; embryonic organ development. The record is from RefSeq and is a predicted model, not a curated record.